ACUUCCCCAACUGAGUGAUCAUGCACCCAGCACCAUAAGCCAGAGGGUGCUCCCCGGUAAGGAGGGAAAAGGUGUGUUCACAGCCACUCAGUCAGAGAGAGUGACACAAGCCCUAUUAGGAAAUCCCUGGAGGACAAGGAUAUAAAUCCCUGCCUGGACUGCUGAGUUUCCACUGAAGGUAAAAGUUGGGCCUGGCAGCCUUCCCCAGGCGAGAAGCAACAAAGUCAAAGAAUGCAGGGCUGCAGAUUAGGGGGUGCUGAACCUGAGAUCACCUCCCGUGUCCUUCAGAAGUUGCUGGAAACAAUGUUCGUCUUGUACGUGUUGAUAAUCGGCGUUUAUUCCUUCACCGUUCAGCCUGAGGAACACACAGUGGCUGCAGGAAACUGCCAGUUUCUUGGCAAGCAUUUCAAAACUGACUUCAAAGUGGAAGGGGAGCCUGUGGUCCUGAAGUGCCCCCAGGCGCAGUAUUGGUUGCGGGAGUCUGUCAGCCCCCACGUCAACGUGACAUGGCAUAAAAAUGAUUCUGCUAGAACGAUUCCAGGGGAAGAAGAGACACGAAUGUGGGUCCAGGAUGGUGCUCUCUGGAUCUUGCCAGCCUUGCAAGAGGACGCUGGCACCUACCUCUGCACUGUCAGAAACACGUCUUACUGUGAUGAAAUGUCCACUGAGCUCAGGAUUUUUGAGAAGACAGAAGCUUCCCUGCCUUUCAUAUCAUACCCGCAAAUUCUUACGUUGUCAACCUCUGGGUCCUUAGUUUGCCCUGAGCUGAGUGAAUUCAUCCGUAACAAAAUGGACAUGAAGAUUCAGUGGUACAAGGAUUCUGUCCUUUUGGAUCAAGACAAUGAGAAGUUUCUAAGUGUGAGGGGAACCUCUCGCUUACUCAUACAUAAUGUGUCUGUGGAGGAUGCGGGUUAUUACAGCUGUGCCAUGACAUUCGCCCACGAAGGCAUGCAGUACAACGUGACUAGGAAUAUUGAACUACGUGUCAACAAAAAAGAAGAGGAGACAAUUCCUGUGAUUAUCUCCCCCCACCAGACCAUCUUAGCUUCACUGGGGUCAAGAUUGACAAUCCCAUGUAAGGUGUUUCUGGGAGCUGGCACACAUUCGACCACCAUGCUGUGGUGGAUGGCCAACACCACCAGCAUAGAGAGCGCGUACCAGGGAGGCCGCGUGACCGAGGGGCAGCGCCAGGAAUACUCGGAAAAUAACGAGAACUACAUUGAAGUGCCACUGAUUUUUGAUCCAGUCAUAAGAGAGGAUUUGAACACGGAUUUUAAAUGCGUUGUGCACAACACACUGAGUACUCAGAUGCUACGUACCACGGUCAAAGAAGCUGCCACAUUCUCCUGGGGGAUUGCGCUGGCCCCCCUCUCCCUGGUCUUCUUGGUUUUGGUGGGAAUAUGGAUGCACAGACGGUAUAAACACAGAACUGGAAAAACAUAUGGUUUGACCACGUUAAAGACUGGCCCUUAAGAUUUUCAAUCUCACACGAGUGAAAUAAAGGCAAUAAAACAAUUCAAAUCCAAGCGAUAUCCUUUUUCAUGGAAAUGGCUUGACCUUUUCGAAGAUAGUGCUCUUCCUCAGUUUAACAGAGCUGCUGUGUUUAUGGUGAAGCCCUAAACAAAGAAUGUGAUGUUUAUCCUGACGCUGAAUGACAGGAGGAAGUGUGCAUGUGGGCGGGUGAGUAGCUCCCUGCCACUUGUGACCUGUUUAAAAGAGUGAGGUGCCCCCAGGCCUGAGUUAGAGUUAAAAACAUCUAGGUGAGUUUUAUAAUUCAUUCAUUCGUCAUUUAACAAAAGCGUAUUAGAAGUCUACCCUGGCUAUGCUCCGUGGAAGGUGUUAUAGAUACAAAACUAGUUAAGAUGUAGGCUGCGUUUUGGGGAAGAUGGAAUUUCAUUUUGAGACCAGAAAGAGUGCUUUAGAAAUGCUACAGAAGGAGAAUCAGCAAGAAUUGCUGAAUUUUUUCAAAAGGACGAGCCAAAAAGUAGCAAUUAAAAUAGAGUAGACUGUGAGAAAAAUACAUGUUAUUAGGACAUAUUAGUGAACUAAGAAACAGACUCAACUUUACAACAAAGCUUCUGAAAGUAAGGAGGAAAGAAAGGUAUUGGGAUAAUUGCAUACACAUUGAAAAAACAAAACAAAACUAGGACCCCUUUUGUAUCAUGUUACUCCUCCCAAAGAAUCCCAGUUGAAUUGAUAAAUUAAAUUUAAAUAAAUCAAAUUGUAGAAAAAUUA
Messenger RNA from Felis catus (domestic cat), 2235 nucleotides. RefSeq names its product interleukin 1 receptor type 2 (gene IL1R2). Gene Ontology annotation, molecular function: interleukin-1, type II, blocking receptor activity; interleukin-1 binding. Bases 232 to 1473 code for a protein of 413 amino acids. The record is from RefSeq and is a predicted model, not a curated record. The transcript is spliced from 9 exons. NCBI's taxonomy places the organism in Eukaryota, Metazoa, Chordata, Mammalia, Carnivora, Felidae.